AUGACUGGUCUGAUAGGAUAUGUGGACGCCUCACACGCAAAUGAUGAAAGAAUGAGAUCGGUAGAGGGCUAUGUUGUCUUCUUCAACGGCACCCCUGUAUCACCUCCAGGGCUGGGCAUGGGUCUCAAAGAAACAAGGAAUCGUGGCGACAUCGAGUACAACUGUACCUAUUACGUAGCGAGUAUUUCACCUAUAUAA
Penicillium malachiteum is the source of this 198-nucleotide messenger RNA. RefSeq lists its product as uncharacterized. NCBI's taxonomy places the organism in Eukaryota, Fungi, Ascomycota, Eurotiomycetes, Eurotiales, Aspergillaceae. The record is from RefSeq and is a predicted model, not a curated record. The coding region runs from base 1 to 198 and encodes 65 amino acids. The transcript has a single exon.